ACUAAAAAAUGUGAGUGGCUUUGGUGUCGGGUGAAAGGGAAAAUUAAGAUGCUGCGAGUGGGCAAAAAGAGAGUUUUGGGAACGACGUCGUUAGGCUUUAGGGUUCCCGCGCGGUUGUACCACGUGAGGGUUGUGGAUCAUUACCGGAAGAAUUAA
Molecule: messenger RNA, 156 nt
Organism: Sphenostylis stenocarpa
Lineage: Eukaryota; Viridiplantae; Streptophyta; Magnoliopsida; Fabales; Fabaceae
Source: the annotation of a GenBank genome assembly